GUUUGUUAGUACGAGUGGAGAAUUUAGUUAAGUUUUAUGUAGCACCAACUGUUUGUGAAAAUGCCUGAGAGAACUGCUAUGGACUGGGCAAGACCCAUUAUCAGUAUGAGGUGGAAGAGUUACUGGGCACUGAGCAGGAGUAUAAGAAUGCUGACACCGGUAGCUCUUUUUGUUUUUGCAUUCUCUGUUUUAUUGUUUACAAGAAAACAGAAGACUUUUGGUCAUUCAGACGGUUGUGAUUUUCCGGCCAUAUUCAACUUCGGUGACUCAAAUUCUGACACCGGUGGCAAGUCAGCUGCAUUUCACCGUAUUCCUUACCCCAAUGGCGAAACUUUCUUCCACAAGCCAUCUGGGAGAUACUAUGAUGGGAAGCUCAUCAUUGAUUUCAUUGGUUAGUUUGCUUUGUUAAAUCUUCAUCCUUUAAGCAUUAAUCGUGCUGUAUUCUGUUUUUCAAGAUCAAUCUUGGAUUAUUUGCAGCUGAGAAAUUGGAGCUGCCAUACUUGAGUGCGUAUCUGGAUUCCAUUG
Rubroshorea leprosula is the source of this 525-nucleotide messenger RNA. NCBI's taxonomy places the organism in Eukaryota, Viridiplantae, Streptophyta, Magnoliopsida, Malvales, Dipterocarpaceae. The record is from the annotation of a GenBank genome assembly.